Messenger RNA from Argentina anserina (silverweed cinquefoil), 1646 nucleotides. RefSeq lists its product as uncharacterized. Lineage: Eukaryota; Viridiplantae; Streptophyta; Magnoliopsida; Rosales; Rosaceae. The record is from RefSeq and is a predicted model, not a curated record. The coding region runs from base 347 to 1426 and encodes 359 amino acids. The transcript has 6 exons.
UCUCUCAACAAGCUUUUGGUUUUAGAGAGACCUAGUUAUGAUCAAGUCCUACUUCUGUUCUACUUUUUCAUAUGGACACCCUCUUCUCUUCUUGUCUUGUUUCUCACUCCUUUAGUCAAGAUUGAACUCAAAGGAUUUGCGAUCAUCUAAACCCUUCUCUUCUUUUUCUCGUUUACCAAAAUUGUGUUCUCUACUCUACUCAAAUUCAACCCUGUAUCUACUGAAUUCCGGCUUCUCUAAACGUUUUUAGCUUCUGGGUUUCUCUGCAUUCUUGAUUUUGUAGUUUGUGAAGUGCGAGGUUGAUCAUAUCUUCAAUUGCUUUUGAAGUUGAUUAUAAUUUACAUUCAUGGAGAAAACAAAUACUUUUAAUGGCAUAGCAUGGUUUGAGAACAUUUACCAGACGUUUGACGAUGUGUACCAUGACAUGGAUGGAAUAAUGAAGCAGGCUGAAAGCCAGUUGGUGACAGUGGGUACCAAUGUUAAAAACUUUUUCUCAGAUUUAGAUGUAAUAAGAGAUGUACUCCCUCAAUCUUCAGUGAAUAAAACUCCAGGGGCUGCUCCUGAUACAUAUGUGGUACAGACAACUAAUGAUGCAGUGGAUGUUAAGUCAGCGGUGGGUAGUGAUGGAGGCCAUGGUGAUGAAGUCCACAUAGGUUCAGUUGAAGCUGACACGAGCGUUGCUUCUGGUUUAUCAUUAGGACAAAUUGAUGAUAUUAAGAAACUAUUUCAGCUCCAGACACCUGACAAGUUAAAUGCAAGCAAUGCUGAUCAAGACAUUGGAGCCCAAUUGUUAGUUCCUGCCUCAGAUUAUGUAGGAGAUUGUAAAUCUGUCAUGGAGGCAGAGGACAGAAGUACAAACCUUGUUGAUAUGUACAAUGAAGAUCAAGACAUUGGAUUGGAUAGUGGAGCCAAGUUGUUAAUUCCUGCACCUGAUGAUAUUGGAGCGGAGGAGAGAACUAGAAACCUUGUUGAUAUGUCUUCAGAAAUUCCUGAUGAGACACGACUCUCUAAUGCUCUUGAAAUGGACAAUCUCUAUAAGAAAAACACUGCAGAGGCUGAGUGGCUUAAAAUGUGCGAUGCUUCUAGUUGUGAUCAAUCAGAGACAACCAGGCAUUAUAUUAGCAGUGAAGGGGGAGAUAAUGAUGAUACCGACUCAGACUUACAAACGUUGAGAUCAUUGGAAAAGGAGCUUGGUGAAAGUUGCAUUUUAGUAGAUCGUACUGAAUUUGAAUGCAGUUGUGGUGAAGCAGCUAAACACAGUUCUUACAAGAAAAAAUUGAAGGAUGCGUUUGCUGCAAAAAUUAGACUCUUGAAGAACCACAAUUAUGGUGAACUGAAGAGGAACAGGUUACCAACACUAGCACCCCCGGAGAAGUCAAAUCCGCCUGAUAAUGAAUUCUGUGAAUCUGACUGGGAAAUUGUGUAGAUAAUAGUUUAAACCACAACAUAUGAAAUCUACCUACAAUGAUCCUGCCUCCAGAUUAUCCUUGCCUUCAAAAGGUUGUAAACUACAACUUGUAAUUAUGCUUCCAUUUGCAUCGUCCCUAUGCAAAUUUCUCAAAAUAAUUGUUCAUACAUAUUACGAAUGAAUUUCAUAUUUAACUCUUCGAAAGCGUGUUACGGGUGAUCAUUAUUUCCCUUCUUUU